AUGGCUCUCGUCAACUUGCCACCCGAGCUGCUCUUACGCGUAUCAACCUUCCUUACUACCACCGAACUCGGCAAUUUCAGACUCACAAACAAGCAUAACGAGAGAACUUUGUUCGACUCAUUCGCUCGCGAGUUCUUCACCAAGAAGCAGUUUAUGCUUGAACAAAUCAGUCUCCAAGCUCUGGUCGACAUCUCGAAACAUCCAACUCUUUCCUUGCGCCUGUCUGAAGUCGUCAUCGGUACCCAAGUCUUCCCCCCAGACCCAGAGCUGGCCUCUUCGUUCGGCAGAGCAAUGUACGAGGCUGGUUAUGUCCACCAUGAAGUUCUCAUGGCAACUGGUCAGGCAAUGCACAUGCUAGCCGCCGCCUUUUCACGCUUGCCAAACUUGCGUACUGUGGGCUUGCGCGACUACAACGGACUGGGUCGUUAUCGAGAUGGAGAGUUUGCUACCUGGAAAAGCUGGGGCUGGUCCUUUGGCUGGGAGCAUCAAGAUACCUAUCUCCCAUCAGGCCAAUACCAUCGUACUCUCAGGAUCAUCCCGCCCGAGUCUAUCUUCCCUGUAAUUCUCUAUGCCCUGGGCACUGCCAACGUGGUUCCCGAGAGCAUCCAUGUCUUCCUGCGCAAGCAUGCAAAGCUCACACCACGCUCCUUCAACGUUCUGGAUGGCUACAUGGGCGAAAAGAUCAGACCCGUGCUCGGCGAGAUGAAAGAACUCAUGUUGGCCAUCGCCCUCGACUCGCCUUACCCCUCCUUCAUGCCUAGUCUGCCACCAGACUCUCGAACAGCUACCGAUGCCACUCUCGCACGCCUGUUGCAAUGCAUGCCAAAGCUACAAACUCUGCGCCUCAACUUUGAUCCCCACCAAUCACUCGGUUCGCACUUCCUGGGUUGGCUUGGAAGUCCUGUUCCUAGUACUCCUACGCUCUCUCCAAGCUCGACAAUCAGCUCCGUCGCAUUGCCUAACUUGACCGCGCUCGAACUAGGCAUGCUCAACGUGCCUGCUUCAGUACUACUGAAGGUCCUCACAAAGUUCAAUCUGGAGUCAUUCAGCAUGUGGAAGUGUGUGCUCCACUCAGCAUCACUCGACAACGAGGAAGACUGUUUGGGGCCGCUACUUCAUAAUCUCGCCGUUGCGUUGCCUCAAUCAACACGCCUCAAGUCUGUGCUCAUCGGCUUCCCAUCGCAAAUGUAUUGUGAUAACGGAUUCGGCUUCGGCAGAGAAGACCCCAUCUGCUUCAAGCCUGUUGGCGCCGGUGAUGUGGGCACUUACGACAAAGCAGAACUGAAGUCUGAAGUCAAGCAUCAUGCCGGCCCUGGUACAAGCAUGAAGGACUGGCUGGAGAUGUUGUCCAAGCGCACGCAUAUCAGGACGCCCGAAGAGUACUCUGACAUUUCGCUAAGUCCCGAGACCGUUCAUUCGGACGUUCUCGAUCCGGACGAGGAGCGUGAUGAUGGCGAUGAAGAUGAUGACGAGGACACGGACGAAGAUGAGGAUGAAUGA
Messenger RNA from Aureobasidium pullulans EXF-150, 1500 nucleotides. RefSeq lists its product as uncharacterized. Gene Ontology annotation, molecular function: protein binding. NCBI's taxonomy places the organism in Eukaryota, Fungi, Ascomycota, Dothideomycetes, Dothideales, Saccotheciaceae. The record is from RefSeq and is a predicted model, not a curated record. Bases 1 to 1500 code for a protein of 499 amino acids. The transcript has a single exon.